GCGGGAGCGCGCAUGAGCGUACGUGCGCGUGCGCGUGCGCUCGAGCGCGUCAUCGCCUAGGACAGUGGCGAGUGUGUCUGGAGCUGUAAACGUGUUACAGGUAUCGCUCACUACCCUCCUCCUUCGACCCUCCUUUCCUCCUUUACAGUCAAAUCAAGUCGGGGUUGAAUUUCGAGAGGGAAGUCCGAGGACUUAGGGCCUGAUUUCUUUUUCUGUCGCCAUGCUUCUUCAGUUGUGUACAUGUGUGGUGGUGACUGAGAGGCAGUACAGGGAGUGACUACGCCCUAUUACUCCCGCCCCUGGCUUUUGUAGUACCCUUGAAGUGAUCCACCAGUCCUAACCCCUCCUUCCACAGAUGAUUCAAUUGGAGAAGUUUAGAGGGGUGGAAAGACUCGCCCCCUUCCCCCAGUCGCAAGCUUGGACACAGAGUCUGUUGCCAACCCACGUAUCCAGACGCUCAGUCAAGGGCUCUUGGCCCUGGCUGGCGUUUUGAAAAGGCUCGUUUUCCUUAAUUAUUGAAGAUUGAUAAAGCCCACUUACUUAAGAUAAUAUGCCCUGAAAUGUGUUUUCUGUGCCACUGACACCAGAAAUGCUAUUUAGAAGAAGUUAUCAGUAAUCCUGACAAAGGAUGCUUCCUGCAACUCAUAUCAGGCUGGAGGUGCCUUUAUAUUUUUCAUUGAAUUACUGUUUUGGUGAAUCGAAUGAAUCAUCAAUUCAUUUAUUUGUCUUCAAAUGUCUGAGGGCACUUACAGUCUAGAAAAGGAGAUAAGUUUAAACAGGUAGUUUGAUGUUAAGGUAUAAAUUGAAAUUAUGUAACAUUUUCCCUGUGUUCGUUAGCAGCUCAUAUCAAGCACCCAAAGGAACACCUUGGAUGUCUUUCCUUAGGCCCUUAAGCUAUAUAAAAGAAUACCUCCCAGGUGUGUUGUGGUCUUUUACAGGAAUGUGUUUCUGAUCAUCUGAAUCUCAAUCAUGUCCAAUUGCCUGCAAAAUUUCCUGCAAAUUACAAGCACUCGUCUUCUGUGUUCAAGAUUAUGCCAACAGGUAACAAGAAGUAAAAGGAAGUUUUUCGGAACUGAGCCAAUAUCCAGAUUGCAUAGGCGAGUUGUCAUUACCGGUAUUGGCUUAGUGACUCCUCUUGGUGUUGGAACUCACUUGGUUUGGGAUCGUCUUAUCGCAGGAAAGAGUGGAAUUGUUUCACUGGUUGGUGAAGAGUAUAAGAGUAUCCCUUGCAGUGUUGCUGCUUAUGUGCCAAGAGGCAGUGAUGAAGGUCAGUUCAAUGAACAAAACUUUGUGUCCAAAUCAGAUAUCAAGUCCAUGUCUUCUCCCACCAUCAUGGCCAUUGGGGCUGCAGAAUUAGCCUUGAAGGAUUCUGGCUGGCAUCCUCAGUCAGAAGCUGAUCAAGUGGCUACUGGUGUUGCAAUUGGCAUGGGAAUGAUUCCUCUUGAAGUUGUUUCUGAAACUGCUUUGAAUUUUCAGACAAAAGGUUACAAUAGAGUUAGCCCAUUUUUUGUCCCUAAGAUUCUGAUCAAUAUGGCAGCAGGCCAGGUCAGCAUUCGAUAUAAACUCAAGGGCCCAAAUCAUGCGGUAUCCACAGCCUGUACCACAGGAGCUCAUGCUGUGGGAGACUCUUUUAGAUUUAUAGCCCGUGGUGAUGCUGGUCACAUAACUGCCCCUGAUCCUGAAGGAGAAGGUGCCGUAAGGUGUAUGGCUGCUGCUUUAAAAGAUGCAGGUGUACAGCCUGAAGAGAUAUCCUAUAUAAAUGCACAUGCUACUUCCACACCAUUGGGAGAUGCUGCUGAAAACAAGGCAAUCAAACAUCUCUUCAAAGACCAUGCAUAUGCCCUUGCAGUUUCCUCAACUAAGGGAGCAACAGGACAUCUGCUGGGAGCUGCAGGGGCGGCCGAGGCAGCUUUUACCACAUUAGCUUGUUAUUAUCAAAAACUACCACCUACUUUAAACCUGGAUUGUACAGAACCAGAAUUUGAUCUCAACUAUGUUCCACUAAAGGCACAGGAAUGGAAAACUGAGAAAAGAUUUAUUGGCCUCACCAAUUCCUUUGGUUUUGGUGGUACUAAUGCAACACUUUGUAUUGCUGGAAUGUAGAACAAAUCAUUUGUAAUUAAAUAUGGAUUUUUAAAUGUUA
Molecule: messenger RNA, 2143 nt
Organism: Mandrillus leucophaeus (drill)
Lineage: Eukaryota; Metazoa; Chordata; Mammalia; Primates; Cercopithecidae
Gene: OXSM
Product: 3-oxoacyl-ACP synthase, mitochondrial
Exons: 3
Coding region: 970-2103 (377 amino acids)
Biological process (GO): fatty acid biosynthetic process
Molecular function (GO): 3-oxoacyl-[acyl-carrier-protein] synthase activity
Source: RefSeq, a predicted model, not a curated record